AUGGAAAUGUUUCCUCUAGCAAACAGCGAGUCAGGUUUUUAUAGCCGUUAUUUCCUUGUUCCCAAGAAAGAUGGCGAGCUCAGACCCAUUCUCGAUCUCAGGCAUCUGAACCACUUGCGUAUGAGACGGCUGUUCAAGAUGUUAACUUUUGAAACAGAUCCUCGUGCAACCAGUGAGUGGUCUUUCUGGGGACAGUUAUCGAUUCUGCCCAAAUGCGGGCAUGGAUUACGUCGGGAACACUCCCUGACUGUUCAGCGGACAGAUGCCUCCAACUUGGGUUGGGGAGCUCUGCACAAAGGCAGACCGGUGUCUGGCUCCUGGUCAAACCUGGAGCAGCGCUUGCACAUGAACUGCCUCGAGGGUCACACGGCGAUGCUGAACGACGGCUGCUGGCAUCCCAAAAUCAAAGAGGAGUUUCUGACCUGCUCCAAUGAUGGGACGGUGCGGACGUGGGACUUGAACUCGGAGAAGAAGCAGAAGUCUGUGUUCAAGCCUCGAUCGCUGCAGGGCAAGAUCGCCGCCGCCUGCCAGGACGGGACCAUCCAGAUCUGGGACAGGAACCUUGAGCGUAAGUGUGUCCAUACCAAGUUCCACUGCCGUCAGGCUCACGCCGCCGGAUCCGACACGUCCGGCCUCACUUUCUCCUACGACGGAGUAACUCUAGCAUCACGAGGAGGAGACGACACUCUGAAGACGUGGGACAUGCGCAACUUCAGGAAACCUCUCGCUGCUGUUACUGGCUUGACCUCCUUCUUUCCCAUGACAGACUGUUGCUUCAGUCCGGAUGAUAAACUGCUGCUGACGGGAACCUCGGUCAAGAAGGACGAAGGCAACGGGAAGCUGCUGUUCUUUGAGCGGGAAUCUCUGUAGAAGGUCUAUGAGAUUGAAGUGGCUGAUGCGAGCGUCGUCCGCUGUCUUUGGCAUCCCAAGCUGAAUCAGAUCAUGGCUGGGACGGGGACCGGCCUGGCGAAGGUCUACUACGCCCAGGUCAAGAGUCAGAGAGGUGUGAUGUUGUGUGUGUUCCAGAGCAAGAGGAAGGAGAAACACGCCGAGACGCUGACACAAGAUUACAUCAUCACCCCUCACGCUGUGCCCAUGUUUCGUGAGGCCCGGCAGCGCAGCACUAGGAAGCAGCUGGAGAAGGACCGACUGGACCCAGUGAAAUCCCACAAACGCGAGCCGCCCGUGUCCGGACCAGGUCGAGGCGGUCGUGUGGCGGCCCACAGCAGGACGCUGUCCUCCUUCAUCGUCAAAAACAUCGCCCUGGACAAAACCGACGACAGCAACCCACGAGAGGCCAUCCUGCGUCACGCUAGAGACGCCGCUGAGAACCCGUACUGGGUCGCCCCGGCCCAUAAACAGAUGCAGCCCGAGCCGCUGUUUGCCGAGGACGAGGAAGAAGAGGCCGACGAAGAUCAACCAGAAUGGAAGAAACGCAAGAUCUGAGGAGAUUUCCUCUUCACUUUUGACUCUGAGUUUGUGGAGUUCAGAGGAACGAGUCUCUUCCGUCGGGAUUCUCCCACACGCUUUCCAAACCUUGUGGAAAUGGACAGUUUUACGUCUGAAUCUGAGCAGAA
Messenger RNA from Sinocyclocheilus rhinocerous, 1577 nucleotides. Its product is annotated as WD repeat-containing protein 70-like. Lineage: Eukaryota; Metazoa; Chordata; Actinopteri; Cypriniformes; Cyprinidae. Gene Ontology annotation, cellular component: site of double-strand break; nucleus. The transcript has 12 exons. The record is from RefSeq and is a predicted model, not a curated record. Gene Ontology annotation, molecular function: protein binding.